CUUCCGUUCCGAACAACGUAAGAAAUCGACGCUUUGCGGAUGGAUCGCAGGUUAUUUUCUCCAACUCCAACUACCAGAAUGAAGAAGAUAUGGCUCUCCCCUCUCCAGCAGUAGACGAUGCGCCGUUGCGGGGCGCGGGUGAACGCUGCCGCUGCCGCCGCCGGUACGACAGUCCUUCCGCGGAUUGCGGAUAUUGUGUCGCGAUUGUCGCGAAGGCUCCUGUGUCUACGGUGUGUCCUUAUAUCGUGGUUUCUGCGACGUCGAGAAUCCUUUGCGUCCACAGGUUUCGUGUCGGUGAUUCGCCGACCGUUUCGCCGGCUGGUUUUACGGACCUGUCCCGUACAAAACCCGUUUCAGGGUCGCGUUUGCCAUUUGCCAGUGCUCCCUUGUCCGCCGCUCGAGGCAGCGCUCCUGGCUUGUCGGACGUUUCACCGGUUUGUUUGCAAGUGCCCUCGAGGACCGACGACCUGUUUGUCGCGUGUGUGUUCACCCCUGAAAGGAUACUCGACGGGAGGAGGAUGACACGCCUGGAGAAGCUGCCCCAGGACACCAACCACGCCUGAGUCUUCUCGCCCGAGUCACCUUCCACGUGUCCCAUGAAGUCGACGGACGCGACCAGACGCGGGGAGCGAUCGUCGACAGUGAUCACCGACUCGAGGUCGUCCGAGCACAGUAUCGACCGGUGGUCCAGGUGAAUCGAGACCGGUACAGAGAGGAAUCGCGAUCCCGGGUCAAGCAGCAGCCGCCGCAGCAUGUACAAGAUCCUGAGGCGCGGCUCGAGCCGCGUGCUCGCCGUCUGCGCCGUCCUCCUCACGCUCCUGCUCUGCCUCUACUACGUCAGCCAGGCCCAGACCCCGUCCACGGGCCCCUCGGCCGCCAUCGUCAACGAGGAAGUCCGAUACGAUCGCGGGCCCACCUCGGUCGCGCCGGACUACGUCGAGUCCCCCGACUCCAAGGUCUCCCUCGACACCUGCCCCAUCGUCGUGCCCAGGAACGUCGACAUCGACACGCAGCAGGAGUUCGAGACCUUCGACUUUCAGCCAUCCUGGAUGAGAAGCAGAGAGUACUGGGACGACAGUUUCGAGCUGAGGUACGCCGAGCUCCGGAAGGAUCCGACCAGGCCACCGCUCAAGGUGAUCCUGGUGCCACACAGUCACACCGAUCCAGGAUGGUUGAAGACGUACGAGCAAUACUUCCACAGCUCCACCAGGAGCAUCCUGAACAACAUGGUCUCGAAGCUGCAGCAAUGGCCCAACAUGACGUUCAUCUGGAGCGAGGUGUCCUUCCUGUCGCUUUGGUGGGAGAGCGCUCAUCCCACCAAGAAGAUGGUGGUCAAGAGGCUGGUGAAGGACGGCAGGCUGGAGAUGACCACCGGAGGAUGGGUGAUGACCGACGAGGCCACUUCGCACAUCUACGCCAUGCUGGAUCAGUUGAUCGAAGGUCAUCAGUGGCUGAAGACGAACCUGGACGUGGUCCCAGAGUCCGGCUGGUCCGUGGACCCGUUCGGCCACGGGGGCACCAUCCCUUAUUUCCUGAAGGCGUCGGGAGCUUCCGGCACCGUGAUCCAGAGGAUCCAUUACGCGUGGAAGCAGUGGUUCGCGAAGAAACAAUACGGCGACUUCGUGUGGCUGCAACCGUGGGACCAGACCGGCGAGGCGGACAUGCUCACCCACAACCAGCCCUUCGACAUCUACAACAUCAAGCAUUCGUGCGGUCCUCACCCCCACGUCUGCCUCAACUUCGAUUUCCGGAAGAUCCGGGGCGAGUACACCGAGUACUCGGUCAGAGCGGUCGAGAUCACGCCCAACAACGUGAAGCCGAUGGCCGAGCUGCUUCUGGAACAGUACUCUCGCACGGGCUCCCUGUUCUCGCACAACGUCGUCCUGAUGCCCCUGGGAGAUGACUUUCGGUACGACCACGCGGUGGAGUGGGACCAGCAGUACACCAACUACAAGAUCCUGAUGGACUAUAUAAACAGUCGCCGGGAGGAGUACAACGCGGAGAUAGUGUUCGGCACGCCGAGGGAUUACUUCCGCGAGAUCAGAAAGCGCGUGGCGACGUUCCCGACGCUGCAGGGCGACUUCUUCGUCUACUCGGACAUCUUCAGCGAGGGCAGGCCGGCCUACUGGAGCGGCUACUUCACCACGAGACCGUACAUGAAGAUCCUGGACCGGGAGCUGGAGGCGAACCUCCGAUCGGCCGAGAUUCUGUACACGAUCGCGUUGAACGUGGCGAAGCAGUCCGGCAAGGACUUCGUGCUCUACGAGACCUACUUCGAGAAGCUGGUCAAGGCCAGGCGAAACCUGGGCCUGUUCCAGCACCACGACGCCAUUACAGGCACCUCGAAGUCGUUCGUCAUGAAGGAUUACGCUUUGAAGCUGUUCGAAUCGAUUUCCGAUACCACCAGCCUGCAGAGCUUCGUGAUCCAGUCGCUGGCCGGGACCACCACCAAACAAAACUCCGUCUACGUGUUGGCCGAGUCGGACAGGGACAGCUACGAGAAGCUGCCGAAGAAGAUACCGAUCGGUGUCACCGGUCAGGAGACCAAGAGGAUCGUUCUGUUCAAUCCUCUGGCGCAGCCGAGGCAGGAGGUGAUCAGCCUGAAGGUGACCUCCUACAAGAUCAGAGUGCUGGACCCGCGAAAGAAUCCGAUCCCCUAUCAGAUCGCUCCGGUGAUGAACGCCACGAGCAUCACCCACGACGUCUACGUGCUGCUGUUCGUGGUGGAGCUGAAGCCUCUGGCCGUGGUCACCUACCACCUGCAGCAGAUCGAGAAGGUGCCGGUCGAAGCGAUCUCGACGGUCUACUGCAGCCGUUGCGGCAAGGACAACGUGUUCCCCGUGAAGCCGAUGCAGGUGGGCGACGUUCAGCUCGAGAACCAGAGGAUGAAGCUGCUGUUCGACGGCCAGACCGGGUUCCUGAAGAGAGUCACCAAGAAACCGACCGGCAAGAUCAUGCAGUGCGCGAUACAGUUCGCCGCGUACACGUCCGCGCAGUUCCAUAGCGGCGCGUACCUCUUCAUGCCGGACCCGAAUCUCCGAGACACCGACAAGGACGUGCUCGAGGCUUACACGCCCCACCAGAAGAUCUACAUCGUCAGCGGCACCCUGAGCUCCCGGCUGACCGUCGAAUACGGUAAACUGUUGACUCACCAUGUGGCCAUUUAUCACAGGGACGGCGGACUGGCGGAGGCUAUAUACCUGAGGAACAUCGUCGACUUCGAGACCCCGCCGAAAAACCGAGAAACGGAGAUGUUCAUGCGGCUGCAGACGGAUAUACUGAACGGCGACCCGCCGGAGUUCUUCACCGAUCUGAACGGCCACCAGAUGAUCAAGCGCACCAAGAUCGAGAGAAUCGGCAUAGAGGGCAACUACUUCCCCAUCACCACCAUGGCCUACAUCGAGGACACCAGCCACAGGCUGACCCUGCUGGUGAACCACUGCCAAGGAGCUGCCAGCUAUCAGCCCGGAUGGCUCGAGGUGAUGCUCGACAGAAGGACCCUGUACGACGAUUCGCGGGGAAUGGGCGAAGGCUUGCUGGACAACCGCAGGACCGUGAUCAAGCACUGGCUGUUGCUCGAGGACAUCGCUGCCGGCGAGAAGGAGAAGCACUCGAAGCCCUCCUUGUUCGCCAACCACCUGAGCAACGCGCUCAACUACCCGGUGAACAUGUUCGUGGUGGACGGGACCGAGGCCGAGAUCGGCAUGGCCCCGGAGGUCCGGCUGCUCAGCCAGAGCUUCCCGUGCGACCUUCACCUUCUGAACCUGAGGACCAAUCACGACCAGAAGCUGCCGAACUUUCCGGUGAACAGCGCGCUGAUGGUGCUGCACAGACAGGGCUACAGCUGCUCCGUCGGCGUCGACGUCGCCUUGAAACACUGUCCCAUGUCGGACAAGAUCACCCAGGGAACGUCGUUCUUCAAGCUGGCCAACCUGAACGUCACCCAGACCACACUGACCGGAACCAAGACAUUGCAGAGAUUGAACGACGGUCUGCAGGAGGUCGGCCUCAAGGCCAUGGAAGUGGGCACCUUCAACGUGAACUUUGUUCAAUGAUCUUAAACCCUCUUCUCGGGGCUGGACGCGCCGGGAAUCGUCGGGUCAAGCUGACGGCGAUGCGCAUCGGCUGCACGCUGCUACGAGCACACUGCCCCCCCCCCCCUUUCUCGUCUCUAUCACCUGGCAGAACGAUUCAUUUUUUAAAUUCUCAUUCGACCGCGCAGCUCUCUGCGCGUACAUCGCGGUUCGUCUACUAAAAUGAAUGCACGGAUGCUGGAACGAAGUCGCAGAGAUCCACGGUCCGUCGAUCAUUGUAACACUCUUUUUCUAUAUUGUUACGUGUAAAUAGCGUAUAAACGACACACUGUACAUACAGUUUACUACUGUGCUCUACGCCCUCGUUUUCGGUUUCCCUAGGUUGGCGACAACGACGGAGAGCUCGGGGGCGGGGGGAGAGAGAGGGAGAGAGAGAGAGAGAGAGGGUCCCACAGAGACGAGAAACCGUGCUCGCUGUCCUCCAACUCGAUGUGCUGUUGUCUCGCGUGGCCUCCGAUACUUCGCUCGGCUCGACGAAAUCGUUCAAACGUUUCUCUGCCCACCAACUCUAGCCGUCUGUCGACUGCUGUUUGUCAAUUAUCAUUCGUAGACACAUCUUACACCGCCGUGGUGAGAGUCGAGCGUCGAAGGACCCGUGGUUACACAUAGACUGAGAAAAUCAAACGCGAUCCAAGUGCUGCAUUUAGAGGCUCUUGAACCUGUACAAAGCCGUAGAACGUCUGUCCCAUGAAGAUGAAGGAGAAUACUGCAAACGUGAUUCGCUGGGAAUGGAUCAUUUGACUCGAUUACAGAGCGUCGGCUGAGAAUAGUUCGUGCAAAGAGGGUACGAGAGUCGGACGUGUCAGGUUCGAGUGUCGCGGAGACCUCCGGAUGGUUUGCGACCAUCUGGAUCGAGUGAAAUGGACCAUCCUGCGGACGAUACACGCCUGUCUCGGCUAAAUGGCGUCACUCGACUAUUUGAGAACGUACCGCGGAACAAACUCGCACCGUUUCUACAACCAGAUGCAUGUUCGGAUGAUACCGCGUUUGACAGAGGCACCCUACAAAACAUAUAUACAUAUACAUGAAAUAUAUUGUACAUAUCAAACCACAACCUUUAUCUUAGACAGUAUAUUGUGAUAGGGGGAUACAAAAUGUAAAUGGUAUACACCUAUUUUCAUA
Megalopta genalis is the source of this 5216-nucleotide messenger RNA. RefSeq names its product alpha-Mannosidase class II b (gene alpha-Man-IIb). Gene Ontology annotation, biological process: mannose metabolic process; protein deglycosylation; N-glycan processing. The record is from RefSeq and is a predicted model, not a curated record. Gene Ontology annotation, molecular function: alpha-mannosidase activity; carbohydrate binding. NCBI's taxonomy places the organism in Eukaryota, Metazoa, Arthropoda, Insecta, Hymenoptera, Halictidae. Gene Ontology annotation, cellular component: Golgi membrane.